AUGGCAUAUUACCCCCAAAAUUCGGACCCAAAUAUGGGGUUCUACCAAUCGAACUACAACAAUGCAUAUAGCUCACCUGCUGCUGACACGGCGAAUAUGGGAUCCAUGAAUUCAGGGUUUGGUGCCGGGUUUGAUGUUAGUGGAGAUAUGGGAGGAGGUGAAUUGAGUCCAGGGCUUAUAGCUGCUUUCGGAACUUCGGGCUACGCAGGUGAACCUCCCUUAUUGGAAGAAUUGGGUAUCAAUUUUCAACAUAUCAAGAUGAAGACAUUGGCAGUAUUGAAUCCAUUCCAGAAAGACAUCACGCCAGAUAUCAUGACGGAUUCAGAUUUAGCAGGACCUAUAUUAUUUGUUUUACUUUUUGGAACCUUACUACUAUUGUCUGGGAAAGUGCAAUUUGGCUACAUUUACGGUGUUGGGCUAUUUGGUGUCGUCAGCUUGCAUUAUCUCUUUAAGCUCAUGAGCAAUGAAGUGCAGAUUGACUUGAUUCGCUCCACUUCCAUUAUUGGGUACUGUUUGUUGCCACUAGUUUUCAUUUGCGCCGUUGGAUUAGUGGUAUCGCUUGAUUCAACAAUUGGUUAUAUGUUGAGUUGUCUUGCUGUGUUUUGGUGCACAUACUCGGCUUCUGGAUUGUUUGUGACUGUGUUGAAACUUCAUAAUGUCCGUCCUUUGAUCGCCUAUCCAUUGUGUCUUUUUUACUUCGUUUUUGCACUAAUGGCCAUUUUCGUUGAGAACAAGCCUUUGACACCGUGA
Clavispora lusitaniae ATCC 42720 is the source of this 750-nucleotide messenger RNA. It is a transcript of the gene TIP1, whose product is annotated as transporter. Gene Ontology annotation, cellular component: membrane; trans-Golgi network. Gene Ontology annotation, biological process: vesicle fusion with Golgi apparatus; endoplasmic reticulum to Golgi vesicle-mediated transport. The record is from RefSeq and is a predicted model, not a curated record. NCBI's taxonomy places the organism in Eukaryota, Fungi, Ascomycota, Pichiomycetes, Serinales, Metschnikowiaceae.